GUGAAGAAACAAAAGAAAAAGGAAGUCAAGAGGCCAUUCCCGAAGUCAAAGAUCAAGGAGAUGGCCUACUUGGGAAGCUACAAGCUGGACGAUGGAAAACCUUACCUGAACAACUGCUUUCCAGCCAAGAAUCUGCUUCGGACAACAGAUAAAGGCCGAGGACACUGGUUAGUGGCUCGAAAAGGUAACCUCAAGAAUUCUAAGGGCACAGCAAAAGCACCUGCUGGGGGUCAGCACGGCCGGAAGAACAUUUCUCUUGAGGUCCGAGGGAAUCAAGAGUCUCAGCAGCAAAGCCAAUUAGAUGUUUCUGGACACAUCCUGGACCGGGAUUUUCUGCUGAAGCAUCACUGUGUACGGAAGCCAUCGGACCUGUGCAGCAUUAACGUGUGCGGCCUCAAGUUCAGCAAGGCUAAGGAAAAGGAUUUCAAGAAUUUUCAUUCUGUGAUUUAUAUCAAUGCCUCAGAAAACACACUGCCUCUAGAGGUGUUUAAUGCAUUUCCAGCUUUAAAGGAACUGGAGCUCGCCUUUAACGGCAUCAAAACAGUCUACGUGAAAUAUGGAGACUUCAGGUUAUUGGAAUUCUUGGACCUUUCCUUCAACAGCCUGACCACAGAGGCCAUCAGUGAUCUAGGAAUUCUGCCACGCCUCCGGGUCCUGCUCCUCACAGGCAACAACCUCACCUCCCUGCCACCCGAUUGGGCUGUCACCGAGCAGGAGGCAUCUGUGACAUCGCUGACCAGCAAGAGGUACCUGCUGAGAUUCCCGGCGCUGGAGACCCUGAUGCUGGAUGACAACAAGCUGUCCAACCCCAGUUGCUUUGCCAGCCUGGCUGGGCUCCGGAGACUGAAGAAGUUAAGCCUGGACCAAAACAGGAUUUUCCGGAUCCCGUACCUACAGCAGGUUCAGCUCCGCCACAGGUCGGGGAACUGGGCUGGAGGCAGAGCAAGUCCCCAGAAAGAGCCCCGACCCGUGUCACAGCCCAGGCCGUGGAUAUAUGACGCCUCCGAUGAGCAACCUGACUAUACUGUGCUGCCCAUGAAGAAGGACGUUGACCGCACAGAAGUUGUGUUCUCAUCGUACCCUGGAUUUUCUACCUCAGAGACAACCAAGGUCUACUCACUUCCUCCCAUAUUCGAGAUCCUUCCUGUGAAGUCUCUGAAGGCCAGGAACCAGACGCUGGCCCCACCCUUCCCGGAGCUGAGGUACCUUAGCCUGGCCUACAACAAGAUUGCCAAGGAGGAUGCUCUCCUGCCAGUAGCUCUCUUCCCAUCACUCUGCGAACUUGUCUUUCAUAACAACCCUCUGGUAGCCCACACACGAGGAGUCCCUCCACUGCUCAAAAGCUUUCUUCAGGACCGACUGGGGAUCCACUUGAUUCGAAAGCAGCCAGUAAAAGUUAAGCAUCAUAUGUUGAUGCCCCGGAAGGAGUCGCGGAAGGUGAAAACCCAAGUCCCAAAGGUGCCGAAGCAGCCUCUGCUGCUGCAGCAUCCGUGUGCAAGGACCCUUAAGUCCUCUUGGAGCGACCUGCUGGAGCCAGAAGCUGACCUGGCCGAGGAGCUGCCUCCAACUCACGGUGCUGCCUUGGAGCCAGAGGUGCCCCUUGAGGGCCUGGACAGCCUCUCCCUGUCCCACCGGUCCUUUGUGCCGCUGCCUCCCAUCUGCUCUGACUCCACCCUACACAGCGAAGACUCCGUGUCCCACCACAGCGAUGCAGCUGGCCGUCUCAGCCCAGAGCACCUGUCAGAUGAGGACACCAAGAGCACAGCGUCCAUCUUCUUAACCCAGGUGAGCGAGCUGCCUUCCCCUGGCACCCCUAGGGAUGACUCUGAAGUGAAGGAGGAAGUGCAAAGCGGACAAGCCGUGGUGCCCAAGGAAGCGAAGAAGCCCCAGAGGAAGCUCUCAGCUGCCUCUGUGCCCAGCAAGUACCGUGGCUACGAGGAGCUGCUGACAGCCAUGCCAGACCCGACCUUUGCGGAGCCCAAGGGAAUCCAGAAGAAUGUGCAGGCCCUGCAGCACAUGCUGAGGCACCCGCUCGUCUAUCGCUCCUCCAAGCCCAAGCUGGACAGUCUGCAGAAGUUCUACGUCCCCAGGGAGAAGCGUGCCCACAGGGUCCCGAUCCCACCCCCAAGGAAGACUCGAGCCCAGCUGCUGGAUGACCUCCUCAUUCGCAUGCGGGACCCCCGAAAUAUCACCGAGGCUCCCCUAGGUGCGGUGCUGCGCCGGCGGACGGAGCAGCGGCUGGUGAACCAGAAGCAGUACCUGGAGGCCAAGCGGCUACUCAAGGAGUUCCGGGCACGCUACCGGCAGCUGGUGCGUGGCUCCCUGCGGACAGUGUUUGGGACCCAACCACCAGCCCCAGCCCGCCCAGCUCUGAGCGAGGGGCAGCGCAACUUGGGCCGCUUUCUUGAUUUCAUGGAUGAAUUCUGCCAAGAGCCCACAGCCGGUGACUCGAAACGCUAGGGCUACACGAAGGGCCCCCGCGCACCGACCCUAC
Molecule: messenger RNA, 2494 nt
Organism: Ochotona curzoniae (black-lipped pika)
Lineage: Eukaryota; Metazoa; Chordata; Mammalia; Lagomorpha; Ochotonidae
Gene: XRRA1
Product: X-ray radiation resistance associated 1
Exons: 18
Coding region: 61-2460 (799 amino acids)
Cellular component (GO): nucleus
Molecular function (GO): protein binding
Source: RefSeq, a predicted model, not a curated record